UCUGUCAUGGCUGCUGGGUAGUUCAGCAAUGCAGCAGGCCCGACGCAGUGUAGUAGGCUUUUUCAUUGGCCUCCUCCUCGCCUCUGUGUAUGGCAUGACGGCGCUGUAUAUUCAGAACUACGGCCUGUGGUACUGUCUCAUCACCACCACCACCGUUGCUGUUUUCACAGCGUUUGGAAUGGGCCUCUCCAUCCGAGUACGGACUAACGUAACACUGAUGCUGCCCAUGCUCUGCUCCAAGGAGGGCAAAAGGUUCCUGCUCUUUCUCAUCCUCACCCUGCUGGUCCAAGGCCCCUUGAGCAACACAGUGGAGAACUUUGAGCGAGCGGCAGACAGUGUGGUGUGUGGGGCAGAAUUAGCCAUGAACCAAACCCAGCUGCUCAUGCAGCGAGCUGCUACUCCUCUGCUAUCUGUGCUGAGUAAGAUAAAGGAUGUUAGCAGGAAUGCCUACUCGCUGUCCGGCAGAGUCCAGAACUUCAUCACUGCACUUACAGAGUCUGUGCGCCAUGUCUCUCGAACUCUGAGAAAUGUAAUGCACUUCCUGGCGAGCAUCGGUGACGUAUGUAACGAUAAGAUGGGCACACCCUAUAAGAAGUGCAACAUAGUGUUUGAUGAGGGUCGUGCUGACUGUAUGGAGUUGCUCUCAAUCUUCUCCUUUCUCUGCCACAUCGUAGAUGGCUUCAGACCUCUCUGUGGCCUCACUCGUGUUGGCGAACUCUUCUGUAUUUUACCCUCAUACAUUGCUGAACAUCUAAAGACUAGACUGGCUUCCCCGACUAUCGCAGCAUUUGAUCAAAUGAAGAAGGAAUUUGAGUUCAACAUGUCAGCUUCUGUGGACUUUGACAUGAACCUGAACAGGAGUCAGUCCUUGCAGGAAAUGGCUCAGGAGAUCAUGGAGGAGGUGGCUCAGGAGCAGGAGCGCUUCCUGGAGCUAAUGGCUGUGCUGGCCUAUGUGAGCCUGUUCCUGCUGCUGUUCAUGUACCUACAGGCUGUCCUGUACAAAAAACAUUACCUUCACACGGAUGAUUUCGACAACUUCUACAUAACAGAGCAGUUUGUAGAGAUGGAUCGCAAGUUUUCCAGACAGGGAAGACCAGCAGUACUGCCUCUCAGGGAGAGAGAGGCACUCACCUACAUCACACCCUACUCUUUGCGGAUGACGGCUCGUGAGAGGCAGGCUGUUGCGGCUGGCCUCGUGACCCUGCUGCAGCACAUGGCAAUGGGCUGUGUGGUGAUGGCCCUGGACCUCAUGGUGUUCUGGGUGUUUGACAUGCUGCAUCACCAGGCUCAGGGAGAGAUAGUGGCCAGAGCUCCUGUGGUUGUUGAUGUCCAGGUGAAUGGAUCUGGAUAUGCUUCUGACAUCUUCAAGGACAUUGUGGCCUCUUUUGACAUCUUCCAGAGAGGAAACAUCACAAUCCUGAGCAAGAAGUGUCUGAUGGAGCCUUUAGAGCCAGACUACAUAAGCUACCUAUUCAUAGGCUUUCUUUAUGGUCUUACCUUCUUCCUGGUGCUUGGAGGCAGUUAUGCUAAACGUCUCCAGAGAUCUGUGUGUGCACAUUAUCAUCCUCAGCGAGAAAAAGAGAGGAUCCUGUGGCUCCGUAGACAUAUCCUCUCUCAGCGUGGGUCUCUGGGGAAAGCUCUGCUAAGGGCGGUGGCCAGGGGCAAGGAGGACCAGGGACACAGUAGUGUACUGCAAAUACUAACACUGCGCCUGCCUGGUGGAGCCACCAUAGCCAGGUUCCUGGGUGUGUUUGAUAAGUCCUGCCUGGCCUGUGGGACGGUGAUGAAGAGCAAAGACUGUCCUGAUGCGUACACCUGCUCUACCCCAAACUGCACAGGCUGUUUCUGCAUGCAGUGCUUUAGAAUUAUGGGGAGGAUCUGUGCUGUUUGCAUGGGGCCCCUCACAUUCCAGGAAGACUCUGAGCAGGAGCUAGACUCCAGCGAUGAGGAGCAGGUGAAUCUGUGGGCAGCGGCUAUCACAACACCACACAUCAGUCUGAGCCGUGACAGGAGGAAGCUGAUGUGGAGGCGUUUGUCUGUGGCUACAGGGAGGCCGUUGGGAGAAGAAAGGAGCACAGAGGAACUCAGUGAUUCAUGCAGAAGUGAUUAUGACCUCAGGUGACACUGAUGUCGUUGUCCCUCAGCAUAAACAUAGGCUACCUCAUCAUAAUACAGUUAUAUUUGUACCUGUUCGUGUUUUGUUCCUUGCAUGUCUGAAAAUCAG
Colossoma macropomum (tambaqui) is the source of this 2224-nucleotide messenger RNA. It is a transcript of the gene dcst2, whose product is annotated as DC-STAMP domain containing 2. NCBI's taxonomy places the organism in Eukaryota, Metazoa, Chordata, Actinopteri, Characiformes, Serrasalmidae. Gene Ontology annotation, cellular component: membrane. The record is from RefSeq and is a predicted model, not a curated record. The transcript is spliced from 14 exons. Bases 29 to 2122 code for a protein of 697 amino acids.